Messenger RNA from Grus americana (Whooping crane), 5743 nucleotides. It is a transcript of the gene MCAT, whose product is annotated as malonyl-CoA-acyl carrier protein transacylase. Gene Ontology annotation, molecular function: transferase activity. Bases 131 to 1309 code for a protein of 392 amino acids. The record is from RefSeq and is a predicted model, not a curated record. The transcript is spliced from 4 exons. NCBI's taxonomy places the organism in Eukaryota, Metazoa, Chordata, Aves, Gruiformes, Gruidae.
GGGCCGGUUGGCCGACCUUCCUCCCUAUCCCCCCCCUCCCUGCGCCCGGCGGGGGGGCGGUUGUCGGCGGGGACUGCCCGGUUCCCGUGGCAACGCGGGGCGCGGCGGCGCAGGCGGCCGGGCGGCGGUCAUGGGCAGCUGGGCCGCGGCGACAUGGCGGCUUGGUGGCUGCAGCGCGCGCGGCGGCCUCCACGGCGUACCGCGGCGGCGGGGCAGCUCCCUCCCCGGCGGUGGGGACCGGGCGGCGACCCUGAGCGACCUGCUGCAGAGCUCGGUGGGGGCCGAGGAGCCGGUCGCGGCGGCGGCGGCGGCGAGGCGGGAGCGGCGGUCCCCCCGGGAGGGCACGGUGCUGCUCUUCCCCGGGCAGGGCAGCCAGUUCGUGGGGAUGGGCCGCGGGCUGCUGCGGUAUCCCGCCGUGCGGGACAUGUACCGCCUGGCCGAGAAGGUGCUGGGCUACGACCUGCUCUCCCUCUGCCUGGAGGGGCCGCAGGACGAGCUGGACCGCACCCGGCACUGCCAGCCCGCCGUGUUCGUCGCCUCCCUGGCCGCCGUGGAGAAGCUCAACCACCAGCAGCCUAAAGUGGUGGAGAGCUGCGUGGCGGCGGCGGGGUACAGCGUGGGGGAGUUCGCGGCGCUGGUCUUCGCUGGAGCCCUGGGCUUUGCCGAAGCGCUGUACGCGGUGAAAGUGCGUGCCGAAGCCAUGCAAAAGGCGUCGGAAGCUGUCCCCAGUGGAAUGCUAUCGGUUAUCGGUCGGCGAGAGGCAAAUUACAAAUUUGCCUGUUUGGAAGCCCGUAAACACUGUGAAUCGCUGGGUAUAGAAAACCCCGUAUGUGAAAUUUCAAACUAUUUGUUUCCAGACAGCAGAGUCAUUGCAGGACACUUACAGGCUUUGGAGUUUUUGCAGGAGAAUGCCCGAAAAUAUUAUUUUACACGUACAAAAAUGCUUCCGGUCAGUGGGGCUUUUCAUACCAGACUUAUGGAACCAGCAGUAGAGCCACUGGCUGAAGUCCUAAAAUCGAUUGAGAUUCAGAAACCGCUGCUCUGUGUCUAUUCCAAUGUUGAUGGCAAAAAGUACAUGCACUCAAAGCACAUUCAGAAGCUGUUAGUGAAGCAGGUGGUUUCACCUGUUAUGUGGGAACAGACCAUGCAUUCUGUAUAUGAAAGAAAGCAAGGAACAGAAUUUCCUUACACGUACGAAGUGGGGCCCGGGAAGCAACUAGGAGCCGUUCUCAAAAAAUGUAAUUUAAAGGCCUGGAAACAGUAUAACCAUGUAGAUGCUCUGGAAGAUGAGGAAGCAGCAGAGACCUAAGUAGCCUUUUGUGAAAAAUCCAUGCAACUUGUUUUUUCUGCCUAAUUUAAAAAUAACUGUGCUCCCAAAAGAGGAAGUCUUAAACACUCACGGCUUCUCAUGAUGAAAAGAACACCGUGUGCAUAAUCACAAUGAACGUUUUCCUUCCCCAUGUGCCUCAGGUGUGGAAGGGGGAAGCAAAGUCUGGCUCCUCCAUCUGUGUUGAGACUGCAAAACUGCCAAUAAACGUGCCAAAUAGCUGCCUGUUUGGCCUCAAUCCUACAACCAACUUCCCCUCUCUUUUUUUUUUUUUUAUUUUUAUUUUUUGGGGGUGUGGAUUCAAGUUGAAGUCAGUAGCUUUGGCUGUCUUGGUGCAGAGGUCUUCUUCAGGGGUACAGGGGUAGAACCAGGCUGUUGGCUCUGAGUUACGGAGGGCUCUGCGCAGGGUGCGUUUAGUGAAGCCGUCUGGUUGGUACGGCUUUUGGUACAUUGGUGAUCCUGUUUGCUAACUUGCUGACUUGUAGGACGUUCAUCUGUGUAAAAAAUUCUUUUAUCUUGUGUCCGUAUUGCCAGGUAGCAGCCGGGUAAGGCAGAAGAUCUUAUUAGGUACAUGAUUUUCUUAAGGUUAAACUAUAAAUAAACUAUAAAGCUUUUCUUGAUAUUUUUAAUGCUGUGGAGUGCAUGAUUACUGGCCUGUAGUCCACUCGUGGAUGGAAGUAACAUUCCCUCUGCCUUAGUUGUGCCAAGUUACCAAAGGGAGAAGAAAUGUUUCGCUGCAUGAAGCAGCUUGCCGAAAUUCCUGACCUCCCCAGAGGUGCAGGGCUUGUGCUGUCCCGGACCCGGCCUCUGAGGCUGUGUGGGCUGAGUUGUCCCUUUGCGUGACUUUUCUUGACGGAGCAGAAAACAGCAGCACUGGAAGCUUUCUGGAAAGAUCUUUUGGGGGACACCUUUGGACAGGGUGAACCCUGUGGUAACAGACUGCCAGGGAGGAGGAUUGGAAUGUCGGUAUUUUGGUUGUCUCUGAUGUUUUUGACUGUGUUUUGUUGUGUUACAACAUUGUGCUGCCUGUGAGAGACACGUGAGGGCAGGGUGCACGGAAAAUGUAUUCUUGCUUUGUUUGCCCUUUGUCUGUAAGGGGUACUGAAAGCUUUAGGAAAUAUGAGACACCAGUGUUUGCUAGGGAAUCAUGUGCAAACGAGCAGGGAGAGGUUAUAUUGUGCAUAUUCUAGUGUGACCAGAAGCUUCAAAUGAACUCUAGCACUUCUUUUUUUUUUUUUUUUUUUUUUUUCAUUUUUGGUAUUUUAAUAGUAUGUUUAACAGAUGUAUAGGAAAAAAAUUAGGAUGUAUUACUUAAAUGACCAUGCAUGUCUUCAAUAAUUUGUUAUGAAAUGCAGAGUAAGUUCCAAUUACAGUAUUAAUCAUUUCAUAAUUUCACAUUUCUGAAAGAGAAAGUGAAUUAAAAAAUACUAGCCUCAAUUAUGAUUGCUUAGUGGAGCAUAUUAUUAAACAGUUCUUUUGUGAACUGAAAUUGGCAGCUGAGCCUACCUUUACAGUCCAAGUUCUACUUUUGGCAUGUGUAAACACUAACUAUUAGUAAAAUACAGAAGAAUUUGUCAGCUUAAUCAUUGGACUAUUAGAGGCUGCCAGUUAAGGCAGGUGGGAUUACUGUGAAGAAAAUUGUUUCAGUGAAGGCUCCUGUGUUACAGGUAAGGUGUUAAUUAAUUAGUAAAGCAAUACUAAAGACAUCGCUAGAUGGUUAGAAUAGCUCAACCAAAUGCCAGUCGUAUUAUUAAACACUGAAUUGUGUGCUGUGUUAGAAGUUUCUGACUAUGUAUUUUAAGACCAAAUGUGAUGUUAGUGACUUUGAAAUUGGCUUUUAUGAUAGUUGGAACUAAGCAUGGCAUGUUGGUGGCACUAAUUUUGGUUUUAGCAUAGUGCUUUAUAGUUUCUGAACUUUUUUUAAUUAUUUUACUUUUUUGGUGGAAAUUUUUGAGACCUGUUUUCUAUUUGUAUUGUUCUUACUAUAAAUAUAUAUUUAAUUAUUUUCUUUCCGCAUUCCACUUUGUUGCACACUUUGCCUGGAAUAAAAGCUCUUCGGGAGAAUCCUGCUAAAAAUCUCUGUUUGCAAAUGCAGAAUAGUAGAUAACGUUUGCACCUUCAUCAGGUGCAGAGCGCUGAAGGGAUGAUGUCUGUAUCCUAAGAGCAUCCCACCCUCGUGGGCCCCGUUUAACUAGUGACAAGAAGGAACUGUAGCCACUGUGCAGGUGUUUGCUUUCCUUCUGUGCGGCGUUUGAGCCUAAGCCGAGGUAGCAAGCCGUGCGUUGCUGAGGCUGCUCCCCAGUGAGCCUCGUGUCUCCAAACCCAGAAGCCAAGCGGUAUCGUAUUCUUGUGUUGCUGUUGCAGUUUACAUCGAGUAAAAAAGCGUGAUGGAGGUCAUUGUACCUCUGUAUCGAGAGCGCUCGGGGCUUGCUUUCCUGUAGCGCCUGGUAGCAUGACGUCACUUUGGUGUAUGGCUGUACAUGAGCGGAAGGGUGUCUCGUGUUGUAAAACUUGUCUGUGGCUACAGGCGGAGUGCGGCACGCAGAGUAAUUAAGAAUCCUGGAUCUUAGUAUUGUUAUCUGUGUUUCUUUUAUGUGCUUACUCAUCUAUCCCUUCUGCUUCUGUAAGUGUUUUAAGAUGUGAAAAGUCGGCACGGUUCCCUCACCUAGGAACAAACAGAAGCAGGAUGUGGGAAAAAAUCAAGUGCUGUAAACUCUGUCACAUGAGGAAGUGUGCAGUUAAAAAAAAAAAAAAAAAAAGAAUUAAAUGUGGGUCUCCUGAGUCACAGCGCAGAGCCUUAACUAAGAGGCUCUUUGCUCAGCUCUGCAGGUGAGAGGGGAGCCUGGUCAUUACCGCUCGCUGCAGUACUCCAGUUGGUGCUAAUUCUUGUUGCAGAUGCUGUUUGCUGUGUGUUUCGCUUGCUUCGCCGGUGUGAUUGCAUUUUAUAUUCCUUGAGACUCUGUUUUGGUCUGUGCACGCUGGAGGCUGAACUUCCCCUCUCUUGUGAUUCAAAAUGUUACAUUAUUGAUUGCAAGAGCGUGAAAAAGCAGAGUCAUCCCAUGCAGCUCUCAGACAGAACAGGCAGUGUGGCAGUCUGCUGUUUAUCAUUGCUUCCCUGUGCAUAAAAAUUAUUUAUCUAGAAACAACUGAGAUUAUUUUGUAGUGUUAAAGUGAUUCAGCCAGGAAGAAUCAAUUUUUUGGCAGCUGGUACUUCUGUUACACUUGCAUCGAUUGUUUAUUAGACCCUCUUGAUAGGAAUUUUUACCCUUCACCAAGUAGUAACUUUAACAUAUUUUCUAUCACGCUGCUGUUAGAGUUGAGCAGAGCAGUCAAAUUGCUGAUGAAACUUUGGCCUGGCUUUUGGUUGCAUGGGCAGUUCAGCCUUCUGGCUUCAGGGAGACUAAAGUUCCAGGUGCUAAUUGUGCUUUUCUAGGAAAAACUUGCCUACCUGCUGCUAAAGGGCAAAUCGGCUCGAGGGCGUUUUGAAAAAAGGUGACACUAGAACAUGCGCUGCUGCUGCUGCUUGAACUUUGGGGGUAUGCUGGAGCCAUCACCCUCUACAUACGUUCACAUACUUUCUUUUUGCUGUGCAUUUCAAGUUAAUAAAAGGUAUUUCAAAGUAAUUUAAUAUGAAAAGGUUGAAUGAAAUACUGUAGUUGAACCUUUUCUUUUUUUCUUUUGUUCCCCCCAAAAGAAUUUUUUGAGAUGGGCAGUUAGGAUCAUAAUGGGAUUUGGGAAGCAUUCAUGAAAGAGGAAGCACUUUCCUCAACCCACUUAAGCUUGACUGGGUUUGGCAUUUGUCUCCACUGAAGAAAAGAGUGAUUGAAAUUCCUUGUCUGAUUUAAAGCAAGGACUCAAACUUGAAACUCCAACCUCUCAGAUGAGUGCUUAAAUCACUAGGCCAUUAAAUAUUCUAUUUUCCUGUUUCAAAAGUGCGCUAACUGUAGUACUCGCUUGACUAGGCAAGGAAGCAGGUAUCCCCUCUGCUGAGGGGAAUACCCAAACCACAGAGAUGCACUUUCGUUUUCUCUCGCUGAGAGAGAGUCUGUAACUGCAUACAGUGAAAACCAGCAAAGAGUAGGGAAGGUGCACCCAGUUAUAGAGAAUAACUUGGUACGGUUGGGGUGUGUUGUCGAAAGAGAAGAAACCCAACUGCAUCCUAAGAGCUGCCUGUGGGGUGUGCAAGAGUGACACCUACACAAUCUCCAUCCCGUAAGCUGUGCUCAAGUUUCCCUUAAUUGUCUAUUUCCCCCUCAGCACGUGCCUUUGAAACAGGCAUGUGUCAUAAAAAACCCCCCAACUUUUCCAAAUUGAAUCAAAUCCUUGUUCUUUUCUAGGCAACUCAAAGUUUUACUUCAAAAAGAGGCAGAAGAAUAUAAAAUCUAUUAGUAAAUUUUUGAAAAAUUCUAGAAAAGU